This is a messenger RNA of Betta splendens (Siamese fighting fish), 1870 nucleotides long. RefSeq names its product dysbindin domain containing 1 (gene dbndd1). The transcript is spliced from 4 exons. The coding region runs from base 359 to 826 and encodes 155 amino acids. Gene Ontology annotation, biological process: negative regulation of protein kinase activity. The record is from RefSeq and is a predicted model, not a curated record. Gene Ontology annotation, cellular component: cytoplasm. Lineage: Eukaryota; Metazoa; Chordata; Actinopteri; Anabantiformes; Osphronemidae.
UGUACAUACCAAGCCCAGCCUCACAAUGCUGCGUUCACCACACCAAGUGGCUUGGAAAUGUGUAGUGAUGCCGCCGGUCGCUCCGUGAGGCGGCGCCAGCGACACUCAGACAGGCCGGAGCUCAGAGCAGCGGAGGAACCAACAUCACCUGUCUGGCACGCACAGAAGAGCCGCGCACACAAAAAAGAAGGAGGAGUAGUCUUUGGCAGCCUGGGAUCUCGCUGUGUCUACCCACCCCCCUCUCUCCCUCAUAUGCACACCCUCUCGCGUUGCCUCUCCCUCAGUCCCCCCCUCCGUUUGUCUGCUCUGCCUUCGGAUGCUGGCGUGGUGAGCAGCAGGACACUCGUGGCUGAACUGCAUGGAGGCGCAGGGAGGGGCAGGGAGCCCAGAGCCCAAUAAAGACAUCCAGAAGCUGCUGAAGCCCUCCAGCUCAGGCGACCUAGCCAAGGAGUUGUUCCAGCACCCAGCAGGGGAGGAGGCGGGCGGCCUGUCCGGACACACUGCUAGCCUGCUGCACAUUGCAGAGAAAAGGCAGCCUUUGAGCAGCGUGUCCUCCUUAGAGGUGCACUUUGACCUCCUGGAUCUGACCGAGCUGACUGACAUGUCUGACCAGGAACUAGCCGAGGUCUUUGCCGACUCCGACGAGGAGAACCACAACGAGUCGCCUGCAGGUUCCCACCAGCCCGUGCUGCCCAGGGGCGGCUACAUGCGCUCCCCCUCGUGGACGCGCUGCGGCAAAGUGGAGCCGCCGCGGGAGAGGAAGCACCACAGCGACUCGGACACCGCGGAGCCCCUGAUGAAGCUGGAGAGGCCGAAGCAGCCGUGACGCCCGAGGCGCAGGGAGGAGAGAGAGAGAGGAGGCCGGCGGCACACGCACGCGUCCGGAGCGGGAGCGCGGCGAGCACCCAGAGGCCCCCGUCCGCCUCAACGUCCCAGUGGUGCCGGACAGACGGGUUCAGGUGAACUCUGGACACUGCGCUCUGUACUUCAAGUCAAGACGUUGAGAUGUGCAUCACACACUCUCUCCCUGUUCCCCCUCUUCUUUUUCUUUUCUCUCGUUCCCGGACGCAGUUUUACUGUCAGGUGAUUUCUUUAGUUUUGUUUCUGAAUGACCAACAGGGUAUAAGGUGGUCAGUACCACAGCCCCUCCAUCCUCACCAGCUCCCGUGGUGGGAAUUCAACGACGGUGAGAUCAUAAACAGGACAUGAGUUUAGAUGUUAAUCAAUAGAGAAGUAAAUAAACAUCGUCCUGAUGCUGUUGCCUAAUUGUUUUUGCUUGAAUUGCGACAGGAAAUCACUGGGUGGUGGACGCCCAUCAGACCUUCUCCAUCCAGUGAAUUAUGUCUGUGACUGUUUUCCGUGCCAGAAUAAAAAUAUUGCACUUCUCUCACUGAAUUGCAUUCAAAGUGCCCCCAAAAUUAUUGGGUUCUUGCGCAGAUAAUUCACAAGAUAAAUUGAUCCAGUAGCUGCUAUUUGCCUUUCACAUAUUCAAAUGUUUGCAUUGUUUUCCUGUUCCUGUCAUUUUGAAAUCAGUCACUGCUGCUACAUUAAGUGAGUGAGAUUCAGAUCUGAUUAUGAGGUACGCUGUACUUUAGGCAGUAACGAUGAAACGAUGUGAGGGUAGAAUUUCACCGUAGUGAGGGCGGUUUGCUCAAUGCCAAAAAUUCAACAAUGUGCCAUCAAUUCAUAAAAUAAUUAUCAUUGUGAUUCAAUUGAAAUCAUGUUUCUAAGCAAAGGCAACAGAAGAACACCUGAUGUAUUCAUGUGACAUUGGAGUGCCAAUAAUUCUAAAAUCUGGGACAUACAGUAAUACUGUAAUAGGUCAAAGUUGACACUUGGAUGGUUGAGGAAUAAAUAUAAGUAAUAAAAA